AGCAGAACUCGGAUCACCAAUCAAUCACUUUCCUAUGGCACUGAGCACGCAACCUGGGACUGCUAUUUCAGAAAUCCCAUGGAAAUAUGAUGUGUUUUUGAGUUUUAGAGGCACAGACACCCGCAAGGGCUUCACAGAUUUCUUGUACGACAAGUUGCAGUGGCAGGGAAUCAGGACGUUCAGGGAUGAUCCGGAACUUACAAGAGGCACGGCCAUCAGUCUAGAACUCCUCACUGCAAUCGAGCAAUCAAGGUUUGCGAUCGUUAUCCUUUCGCCUAACUAUGCUGCUUCCACAUGGUGCUUACAUGAAUUGUCUAAGAUCGUUGAAUGCAUGGAAGAGAGAGGGACAAUUUUACCAGUUUUUUAUGAGGUGGAACCCUCUCAUGUGAGACAUCAAAGGGGCGGCUUUGCUGAAGCGUUUGAAGAACAUGAAGAGAAGCUGGGGGAAGGUAAUAAGGAGGUAGAAGGGUGGAGAGAAGCUUUAAUCAAGGUGGCCAACCUCGCUGGGUGGAUUUCAAAGGAUUAUAGGUAUGAAACAGAGCUUAUCAGAGAGAUUGUGCAAGUACUGUGGAGCAGAGUGCAUCCUAGUUUCAGUGUAUUUGGUUCUUCAGAGAAGUUUGUUGGAAUGGAUACUAAGCUGGAGGAAAUAGAUGUUCUUUUAGAUAAAGAAGCAAAUGAUGUUCGCUUUAUAGGGAUAUGGGGGAUGGGUGGGUUGGGUAAGACAACCCUUGCUAGAUUAGUGUAUGAGAAAAUCUCUCAUCAUUUUGAAGUUUGCAUCUUUCUUGCUAAUGUCAGGGAGGUUUCCGCAACCCAUGGUCUAGUUCAUUUACAAAAACAAAUUCUUUCCCAAAUCUUGAAGGAUGUAAAUGUUCAAGUAGGGGACGUUUAUAGUGGUAUCACUAUGAUAAAGAGAUGUUUUUGUAAUAAAACGGUUCUUCUAGUUCUUGACGAUGUGGAUCAAUCAGAUAAACUGGAAAACUUGGUGGGAGAACCAGACUGGUUUUGUUCAAGAAGUAGAAUCAUCAUUACAACCAGAGAUCGGCAUGUACUAGUUACACAUGAUGUAGAAGAACCAUAUGAGUUGAAGAGACUAAACGAAGAUGAAGCUCUUGAGCUUUUUAGUUGGAAAGCCUUCAGGAAAUAUGAGCCCGAAGAAGAUUAUGCAGAAUACGCUAAUCAUUUUGUUAUGUAUGCUGCCGGUCUUCCCUUAGCUCUUAAAACUUUGGGGUCUUUCUUGUAUAGAAGAAGUCCAGAUUCAUGGAGUCCUGUGUUGCAAAAACUACAGAAAACUCCAAACCGAUCAGUUUUUAAAAUUCUGAAAAUAAGUUUUGAUGGACUUGAUGAGAUGGAGAAGAAGAUUUUUCUGGACAUUGCAUGUUUCCGCAGACUGUAUUGUGAUGAUUUUAUAAUUGAACAAGUAUACAGUUCUGACCCCUGCAUGCGUGUUCUAAUAGAUGUUCUCGAGGAGAAAUCUCUCAUAACUAUAUCAAGCAACCAGGUAGGUGUACAUGAUUUGAUACGCGACAUGGGACGUGAAAUUGUUAGGCAAGAAAAUGAAGAGCCAGGUGGACGCAGUCGGUUGUGGGUUCGAGAUGACAUUUUUCAGGUUUUCUCAAAGAAUACGGGAACAAAAGCCAUCGAGGGUAUAUUGUUAGAGGUGGCUGAAUUAGAAGAGGCAGAUUGGAAUCUUGAAGUGUUAUCUAAAAUGUGUAGACUACAGCUGCUCUACAUUAAUAAUUUGAGGUUUUCUCGUGGCCCAAAUUAUCUUCCUAAUGCCUUGAGAUUUCUGAACUGGAGUUGGUAUCCUUCAAAAUCUCUCCCACCGCGUUUUCUGCCGGAUGAACUUAUGGAACUUAGUUUGGUUCAUAGCAAUAUCGAUCACCUAUGGAAUGGAAUUCGGAACUUGGGCAAGUUGAAAUCUAUCGAUCUUAGUUACUCCAUAAACUUGACAAGGACCCCAGAUUUCACAGGUAUUCCAAAUCUUGAGAAAUUGGUUCUGGAAGGUUGUACGAAUUUAGUCAAGAUUCAUCCAUCUGUUGCAUUGCUGAAGAGACUCAAAGUUUGGAACUUUAGAAACUGCAAAAGUAUUAAGAGUCUACCAAGUAAAGUAAGUAUGGAGUUUCUUGAAACGUUUGAUGUAUCUGGCUGCUCAAAACUGAAAAUGAUUCCAGAAUUUGUGGGGCAAACUAAAAAAUUAUCAAAGCUUUGUUUAAGUGGGACUGCUGUUCAGAAACUGCCUUCAUCAAUUGUGGAAUUGAGUGAGAGUUUGGUGGAGCUUGAUUUGAAUGGAAGUGUUAUAAGAGAGCAACCUCACUCCCUAUUUCUUAAGCAGAACUUUGCAGUAUCAUCUUUUGGAUUAUUUCGAAGAAAGAACCCUCACCCCUUGAUUCCUCUGUUAGCUUCCUUCAAGCAUUUAUCUUUUUUGACGACAUUAAAGUUGAAUGACUGUAAUCUCUGUGAAGGAGAAAUUCCCAAUGAUAUUGGUUGUCUGUCCUCCUUAAGGUUCUUGGAACUUGGAGGAAACAAUUUUGAUAGCCUUCCUGCAAGCAUUCAUUUGCUUUCUAAGCUUCAUUAUAUUAAUGUGGAGAACUGCAAAAGACUUCAACAGUUGCCAGAACUUCCGGUGGUGAAGGACCACUUAAGUGUGAUAGUGGAUGAUUGUACUUCCUUACAAGUGUUCCCAGAUCGAUUAAAUUUGGUGCAGAGUAAUUCCGUUCUGCUCAGUUGCAUCAAUUGCUUGAGUUUGCUUGGUAACGAGGAUUCUAGUCAUCGUUUAUAUUCAAUGCUAAAGUGGUUGGUUCACUUGGCUGAGCUAUCUCUCUCUCUCUCUCUCUCUCUCUCUGCUAGUUGUGUGAUUAAUACGAUGGUUGGUAUGGUGCAGGAAGAUGUUCCUAUUCAGCCUUUGUUUCUGUCAAUUCCUGGAAGUGAAUUUUUUGAGUGGCUCAAUAAUCAAAGCGUGGGAAACUUGGUAACUGAGAAGUUACCGUCGUAUGCAAGUAAUUGCUGCAAGUGGGUUGGGUUUGUUGUAUGUGCUCUAAUUGUACCCCAUGACAAUCCAUCUGCCGUUCCUGAAGAUAGAUUAUGUUUACAUCCUGAUGGAAGUCGUGUUAUCUGUUUCUGGAACAGAUAUGGUGAUGGUGUGGUAGGUUAUGGUUUCCAAGUAAAACAAAUUGUUUCAGAUCACCUUCUUUUACUUGUUUUACCUAGUCAUUAUUGGAAUCCUCAUAACUGUCGUCCGAAGGACAUACACAAUGAGGUUAAGUUUGUCUUCACAAGCACGAGAGCUGUAGGGAACAACAUAUGCGUAAAGGUGAAGAAAUGUGGGGCCCGUGCACUGUUUAAGCACGAUUUGGAAGAGCUGAUCAGUAAAAUGAACCAAUCCAAGAGAGGAGUUUCUGUAUACGAGGAAGGUGCCAUGGUUAUGGCAACAAGCAUAAGUGGUGGCUCUGAUGAUGAAUAUUACUCUGCAGAAGAAUGAAUGAAUUUCUGAAGAAAGACGGCUUGCUUUGUUCUUGAUCCAACCAUCCAGUGCCUAAAAGCAAACAUGAAAGACUCACACUGCUAUUCUCAGAUUUCUCACUAUCCAUAAGAAAUGAGGACUACGACUCCAGACUAGCUGGGACAAUGCCAGUGUACAAACUUCCAAAAGAAGCACAGAAGAACGGUCUGUAGCCGUACACGAUGAAAAGUAGGCAAACAUUUAUUCUGUCCAUAAUGCAUAGUUACACGAGGGCAUGCUUUGAAAUUUAAAACCAUGGAAUUUUGUUCGAUCAAGUUUAGCAGGUCAGUUGAAAGCUAUUUGGAAAUCGAUUUUGGUCCUUAUUAGCAUAGUUACUUGGUAAAAGUGGUAAAGCAUAAUAAUUGGCAAGGGUUCAUCACUUCAUGGACAGCUUAUGGUUUGAGCCAACACCUAAAGUACUGUGUCUGAAAACUUUGUUCAGUGACACGGUGAUGUUACUAAUGUCUAAUGAGCUUUUCUCUAGGAUUUAGACAUAACAAGCAUAUCAUGACCUACUGUAUAUAAGGUAUAUAUCUUAGUAAGAAAACUUGGAAUAACAUUUGCUUGAUGUUUAUAUGGUUAAAUGAUUCAAGUUUUGAUGCGCACUGACAUCAAUAUUUCGAGCCAAAAGGAAGCUCUACUUACAGCUUCACAUAGUUUGAGAUAGAAGAAUAGAGACUUAUAGUUUACCAUAGAUAAACCUAGUUCCUUGUGGCUACGGAAUAUAUGUACACAUGCUGAUUGCUAACUUUCACAUUAGUAGCGUUCUGAAGGUUCAGAUGUAAAGAGUCAUCACUUUGCUCUAGCUUCAUAUUCAUGCAUGUUCAUCACCAGAGGAUCCGGAUGAAAUUUCAAUGACUCCCUCUUCAUAUUCGUGUUCAUCACUAGAGGAAAUCAGUACAGCUCUGGC
Molecule: messenger RNA, 4409 nt
Organism: Argentina anserina (silverweed cinquefoil)
Lineage: Eukaryota; Viridiplantae; Streptophyta; Magnoliopsida; Rosales; Rosaceae
Product: disease resistance protein Roq1-like
Biological process (GO): signal transduction; defense response
Molecular function (GO): protein binding; ADP binding
Source: RefSeq, a predicted model, not a curated record